GAGUCGAUCAUAAGGUGGUUGCUGGGCCUGUGGAUCGGACGAAUUUCACCUUCAGGGCCCAAAUGAAAGUUUUCUCUGGGAGUUCCUGCACACUCCUCGGAGCCAGAUUGCACGGUAGUAGGCUUGCUCCUCUAGUCCCUUCCGAACGGUUGUUUACUAAACGAACUCUCAGAAUGAGAGAAAGCUGUUAACUUUCACUCACUACGAAAUCUUUCGUUCCGAAGAUUGGACCUGCAGAUUAAUGAGACGUCGUAUUCCUAAUUAUCUAUAAUCUGGCAGUGAAAUAAUCAAUAAAUAUCAAUAAUACCAAUAGAGAAACAAUAGUACUAAAACAUAUACGCCAAGCCCCAAUCAUCGGAGAGUGACGGAAUGAGAGACAAUACUUCGAAACUGGAUGGUGAGGGAGGAGCUGGAAUCACAAACGCCGCUUUCUUGCACGACUCAGACACCGGAGGAUUAAGCACUGGGGGCACGAAUGCCACCACAAAUGCCCCUCGGAGGAAGCCUCUCCCUUCCUCGGAUGGCUCUCCUUCCGAGGAAUCCAAGAAGAAGAAAGAAGAGGAGAUAAACGAUUCGACAUCGAGUGUAGUCGAGCUGAAGAAGGAACUAGGUCUAGCCAAUGGCGUCGGCAUCAUCGUUGGCAUCAUGAUCGGGUCGGGUAUCUUCGUGUCUCCUGGGAACGUCGUGAGGUACACCGGCAGCGUGGGCAUGUCCUUGAUCGUGUGGGUAGUUUCGGGGUUCAUGACGAUGUUCGGCGCCCUUUGCUACUCUGAGAUGGGUACCAUGAUCCCAAAAAGUGGAGGGUCCUACGCGUACAUCCUGGAAGCCUUCGGCCCCAUUCCAGCCUUCCUGACCCUGUGGAUUAACCUAGUCAUCGAGUCUCCUGGAAGUAAUGCCAUUGGACUGAUCACCUUCGCAAAUUACCUACUCCAGCCUUUCUUUCCAAACUGCAAUGCGGUGCCUUACUUGGCUGUGAGAUUUGUUGCUCUUGCUAUGCUGGGCCUAGCCACCUUCGUCAACUGCAUGGGCGUGAGGUUUGGCACCAGACUGCAGGAUUCUCUGACCGUCACGAAGACCUUCGCCCUGAUUUUGAUCAUCGUCGUAGGAAUCCACCACCUGGCAAGGGGUCACGUCGAAAAUUACCUAGACCCCAUGGCUGGAACAAUAUACAACCCAACCUCGAUUGCUACCGCCUUCUAUUCUUCUGGGUUCGCUUAUGGAGGAUGGAACGCCUUGAAUUCAGUUAUGGAGGAGCUGAAGGAUCCUUACAAAAACCUUCCAAGGGCCAUUGCAAUCUCAAUUGCCAGCGUCACGCUGAUUUACACACUCACAAAUGUCGCCUACUUUGCUGUGCUGACUCCAAGCGAGGUCCUGUCUUCAAGCGCUGUGGCUGUGACAUUUGGCAACAGGACUCUGGGUAUCCUGGCUUGGAUCAUCUCUAUAUUCGUGGCUUGCUCGACCUAUGGUAACCUGAACGGAGGUCUCAUGACCCAGUCUAGGGUCGUCUAUGCAGGUGCCAGGGAAGGACACCUGCCCAGGUUCCUCACCUUGAUACACGUCCACAAUAAGACACCUGUUGUCUCUCUGGUUUCCAUAGUGAUCUUGCCUGCAAUCAUGCUGUUCGUUCCUGAUGUGGGGAGCAUCUUAGCUUACACAAGUUUCACUGGCAACGUCGUCAGCAUCAUGAGUGUCAGCUCUCUCCUCUGGCUCAGGUACAAGGAGCCAGAGAGACAUAGGCCUAUCAAGGUGUGGCUUGGCUUCCCGAUCAUUUACCUGAUCAUGUGUCUUUUCGUAGCAAUAUUCCCGAUAGUAAGAAGACCUGUGGAAAUUGGCGUGGGAGCCUUUGUCUUUGUCGCAGGGCUAAUAGUCUACUACUUCGCCUUACACCGCAAAAUUAAGGCUAUUGGUGUUGCCAUGGAUAAAGUGAUGUAUGUCUGUCAGCUGCUGUUCCUGUGUGUAGAGGAGGAGAAAGUGCAAUAACUCGUGAAAGAAUUCGAAAAAAUUCUUGAAUAAUAAAAGACGGUCCGGCCUGCUCUGGGAGCAAGAGCCCGUGCCGGCUAGUUCCUGGCUAAAUCUAAAUUCAGUAACAGGAGGGAUUAUAUCUCCGUUUUCGGUGUGAGCUACGUUCAGUUUUUAAUCCUAACAUUUCGAAAAUUAGCCCACGUAGUAUUACUACGGUAUAACCAAGGGAAAGGUUGUGAUUUGUAGUGUUGUGGAUACAACCGUUUACUCUCCAAGUGCCUGAUUAUUAUAUAUAAUAAGCAGUGGUGCUAACAGAAACAUACCACACGCUCAAGCGUAGUAUCAUAGAAUUACAUGAAGACCACAUUAGUCCCAGUUUCAAGGCUAGAGUUGCGAAAAAUGACUAUAAUUAAAACAUUCGGACAAAAAAAA
This is a messenger RNA of Macrobrachium nipponense, 2394 nucleotides long. RefSeq names its product Y+L amino acid transporter 2-like. The record is from RefSeq and is a predicted model, not a curated record. The transcript has 10 exons. Bases 370 to 1980 code for a protein of 536 amino acids. Gene Ontology annotation, biological process: amino acid transmembrane transport. Gene Ontology annotation, cellular component: membrane. Lineage: Eukaryota; Metazoa; Arthropoda; Malacostraca; Decapoda; Palaemonidae. Gene Ontology annotation, molecular function: L-amino acid transmembrane transporter activity.